AUGGAAGCUUUAUGGAAUUUAGAGGACAAACUGAGGCUUUCAACCCAAAAAGCACUCAUCCUGUUGGUUUGUGCUUCAUUUGCUGUCAUUGCUCUUUGUACUGCAACAGUACUGAAGAAAAAGGGUAGACGAAGGCAACUUCCAUGCCAUGACAUGGCCGCCAGAGACGACUCGAUGAGAAGUUGUGGUUGGGUUUCAAUAAAGAAGGUUUUGAUGUGUUCGAUGAGGUGGAGUAGAGCAAACAAGUGGGAGGGAGAAAGAAUUGGAGAGAGGCCAACGCCGCUACUUGGCUUGGAAGGUUGGGAAAGCCAUAAUUCGGUGUCACCGGUGUGGCAAAGGCCGAUACUCAUGGGGGACAAGUGUGAGCUUCCAAGGUUCAGCGGGCUUAUCCUGUAUGACGAACGAGGCCGGCUGCUUAGUGAGUCCCAAAAGGAAGAAAAUACUACUCGCCAGGUAGAAACAGCAGCUGUUGUGAGAACUACUCUGAGGGAUUUGCUGGAAUCUUAUUUAUGAGAUUUUUCUUUGUUCCAAAGUAGAUGUAACAAAAAGGAGUG
Messenger RNA from Corylus avellana, 554 nucleotides. RefSeq lists its product as uncharacterized. Lineage: Eukaryota; Viridiplantae; Streptophyta; Magnoliopsida; Fagales; Betulaceae. The record is from RefSeq and is a predicted model, not a curated record.